UUAUCGCUUACUAUGCCACCUAGACAACAUUAUGAAUCAGAUGAAAUUCCUGAACAUGAUGACUAUAGUUACGAUGAUGAUUCUGUUUCUGGUCCUAGCAAUUUUAACCAAGAACAUAAUACCAGUAACAUUGAGGGCGAUGAAAGCGAUGAUGAUAUGCGAAGUGAUAAAAGUGGUGAUGAAAAUCCUGUUCCUCAAGAUACCAGACAUACCCCUCGUUCUAAUGAAAAACGACCUAAAUGCGAAAACUGUGUUAGUUCGAAUG
This is a messenger RNA of Racocetra fulgida, 265 nucleotides long. The record is from the annotation of a GenBank genome assembly. Lineage: Eukaryota; Fungi; Glomeromycota; Glomeromycetes; Diversisporales; Gigasporaceae.